AUGGCCUCUGGAAUUCUGCGAGUCAAAGAUGACGCUGUCGUCGAUGGGAAUGGGCAACGAGUGGUGCUGCGAGGUGCGGCACUUGGGGGGUGGAUGAACAUGGAAAACUUCAUCACCGGAUUCCCAGGCCACGAGUCUCAACACCGAGCUGCUAUGAAAAAGGUUCUUGGACAGGAGAAGUACGAGUUCUUCUUCGACAAAUGGUUGGAAUAUUUCUUCACCGAAGCGGACGCCGAGUUCUUCGCGGAGUUGGGACUCAACUGUCUUCGACUACCAUUCAAUUAUCGCCAUUUCGAAGAUGAUUUGAAUCCACGCGUUCUGAAAGAGUCGGGAUUUGAGCAUUUGGAUCGGGUGGUUAACCUGUGUGCUUCGCACGGUAUCUACACAAUCCUCGACAUGCACACCGCGCCAGGAGGCCAUAAUCCUGACUGGCACUCCGACAAUCCGACCAGCUAUGCCGCGUUCUGGGAUUACAAAGAUCACCAAGAUCGCACGGUCUGGCUGUGGGAGCAGAUUGCCGCGCGGUAUAAGGAGAACUCCUGGGUCGCUGGGUACAAUCCUCUCAAUGAACCAUGUGACCCCGAACAUGUUCGACUUCCCGUGUUCUACGCUCGGAUCGAGAAGGCGAUUCGCGCCGUUGAUCCUGAUCAUAUUCUUUGGUUGGAUGGGAAUACAUUCUCUAUGGAGUGGAAGGGGUUUAAUACCGUCUUACCUAAUUGUGUCUAUGCGAUGCAUGACUACUCAUCCAUGGGCUUCCCAAGCGGCGAGCGAUACAAGGGGACCCCCACACAAAAAGACCGACUAGUGCGACAAUACGAGCGCAAAAUCCAAUUCAUGGCCUCACACAGAACCCCAAUCUGGAACGGCGAAUUCGGCCCCGUCUACGCAGCCCACGAUGACGCCGACGCAGAAACCAUAAACCAAGAACGAUACAAUCUUCUCGGCGAACAACUCCGCAUCUACGAAAAGCACCGCAUCAACUGGUCCAUCUGGCUCUAUAAAGACAUCGGCAUGCAGGGAAUGGUCUACACGAACCCGCAAAGUAAAUGGAAUCAAACCAUCGCGCCGUUCCUCAAGAAGAAGCGGGAAUUGAGACUUGAUAAGUGGGGACAGCACCCUGCGACGGAAGGCGAGGCUUUGCUGAGGCCGUUGGUCGAGUGGAUUGAUCGUGUUAGUCCGACGGCGAGGAAUACGUAUCCGACGUCUUGGAAUACGGAGAUGCAUGUUACCCGGAAUGUGUUUAAUACAUUUUUGGCAGCUUCUUUUGUGGAGGAGUUUGCCAUGUUGUUUGAGGGGAAAGAUGAGGAGGAGUUGGAGGAGUUGGCGAGAAGUUUUAGUUUCGAGGAGUGUUUACAGCGGGAUGGGCUGAAUCGCAUUUUGAGGGAGCAUGCGCGCGUGGCGCAGUGA
Molecule: messenger RNA, 1407 nt
Organism: Penicillium argentinense
Lineage: Eukaryota; Fungi; Ascomycota; Eurotiomycetes; Eurotiales; Aspergillaceae
Product: glycoside hydrolase family 5 protein
Exons: 4
Coding region: 1-1407 (468 amino acids)
Biological process (GO): glucan catabolic process
Cellular component (GO): extracellular region; cell surface
Molecular function (GO): beta-glucosidase activity
Source: RefSeq, a predicted model, not a curated record